CAGAAGUGCUUUUAGCUUUCUUCAGAACUGCUCGACAUAUGAAGGAUGCUGGAUUAGGAAAGAAGAGCGGCAUUGAGGCGCCUCAAGCAGAGCUGAAACCGGGACAAAGACAUGGGAACUGAAGCAGUGGUCCAUCUGCUGGCCACAAGUUAAACAACAUGGUAGACACGGUGAGAGAGCAAAGUAUAAAGAGGAGGCCACGUUCGCUCAAAGACUCGACUUUUUCACAACAAACAGAUCAGCUCGAAGCAUCUUACCUCCAGCUUUAAUUUAAGAACCUACCGCUUAUCACUUAUUCCAUCUUCAAACCAUCAACAUGUCUUCCUGCACCUGCCACGGAUCCUUCCCCACCCCGGCCCAGCCGCCCAAGUACACCGACAUGCAGGCCAUCGCUGCCGUCGUCAACCCCGACACUGUCGACCGUGGAGACAGCGUUGACCAGCAGGUCAUCCUGUUCCAGUCCCUUCCCAACGGCACCCUGGGCUUUGACCAGGUCCAGUUCAACGGCGACCAUGGUGAUCUCAGCAAGCAGAAUGAGGAUGGUGUCAUUGGCUACUAUGUCAACCCCUCCAAGAUGGUUCCUACUCUCAAGUUCGGUUCCAGCUUGGCCACCGUGGUCUUGGAUGACGUUGUGCGCACUUAUGGCGUUUUCGAGGGAGACAGCUCCGUUUGGCUGCUCAGCCCUAUCGUGAUGCCCCUUGCCAACGCCACCAUCCCCUACAAGUCUAUCGCUGCGGCCGGUGAUGGCAACAAGGCGGGAAGGCUCUUCUGGCAGGAGAAGCGAAGUGGUCCCGAUGGCACCUACUUCCAGCUCAAGGCUCGGGAUCUCCAGUCCAGAGAUGACGGUGCCGUCUGGGUCGAGGGCACCAAGGACUCCAAGGAGGGUACCCACCUUGCUGCCUUCUACGACGGCGAGGACUUUUGGGUUGUCUACCAGAACACUGCCGAGGAUGACAACUCUGGCGAGGACCGCGACUUUAUCAAGGCUGUUGCCCUCACCGGAACCACCCAGGGCAACAUCAUCCCCGGUAGCAGCGACAAGAUCAACGGCCGCAUCGCACGUAUCGCCGCCUGCCGCGCCGACAACAGCGACCGCGUCUGCGUCUACUUCACCGACCAGUACAACAAGCUCCACCGCAGCUGGGCCAAGUGCAACCAGGACAGCACCGUCACCUUCCAAAAGGACGUCAAGGACGUCAAGGGCUUGAUCAUCAACAAGAAGUCUGGCCUGUCUGCUUUGGCUUCUCCCCUUGACAAGAGGAACGUCAUCUACGCUGUCACUGGCACCAACAACAAGAUCAGCUUUAACUCGGAUAAGUGGGAGUGAGAUAACUUGACUGGCGAGUUGGGGGUGAAUUUGGACUCGCUGUCUGGUGUUCCGUCUGUGCUUGCUGCAACUCAGAUACAGAUUGAUAUUUCCAUUACGAUUGGGGAUAGGCGGGCUCAGUUUUCGAUCAAGACGGAGAUGUGAGGUACAAGGGGAGAAUCGGUCAUUUUGUAUGCAAGAUUUAGUUAGCAAAUGGGAGUAGUUUGGAAUAAUUUCUUCCUAUAGGCUUUGCAUU
Messenger RNA from Podospora bellae-mahoneyi, 1562 nucleotides. RefSeq lists its product as uncharacterized. NCBI's taxonomy places the organism in Eukaryota, Fungi, Ascomycota, Sordariomycetes, Sordariales, Podosporaceae. The record is from RefSeq and is a predicted model, not a curated record. The transcript is spliced from 4 exons. Bases 317 to 1327 code for a protein of 336 amino acids.